CAUAGUAGGCAAAAUAUCGAUAGUUGAUUACAGACCGGUUGCGUCAGAAGUCCUCAUUUAGAGAAGUUUUGUGAAGUAUUUGCCCAAAAAUAAACACAAACAUGGCUCACACUACAGUUGAUAAGGGUGAAAUUAUGGACCAAGUGAAGCAACAAAUUGCCGUUGCUAAUGCACAAGAGUUGCUCACACAAAUGACCACAAAAUGCUUUAAGAAGUGCGUUAACAAGCCUGGAACCUCGCUGGAUGCGUCGGAACAAAAAUGCGUAUCCCUAUGUAUGGAUCGUUUCAUGGAUUCAUGGAACCUGAUUUCGAGAACCUACGGUCAAAGGCUACAACGUGAGCAAUCAAAUAUGUAAGCACGAUGUGCUGUUGAUGUGACAACCGACUGCACUUGGAGCGUUAUUCGUUGAUAGCAGUUAGUUCUAAUUAGUUCUUCUCGUUGUAUAAAAAAAAAAAAACAUAAAA
Drosophila hydei is the source of this 465-nucleotide messenger RNA. Its product is annotated as mitochondrial import inner membrane translocase subunit Tim13. Bases 102 to 356 code for a protein of 84 amino acids. The transcript is spliced from 2 exons. The record is from RefSeq and is a predicted model, not a curated record. NCBI's taxonomy places the organism in Eukaryota, Metazoa, Arthropoda, Insecta, Diptera, Drosophilidae.